AUGGGAAAUUUACAUGGGACAUCAACUGGUAUAAAAAGAAACUAUUCGAACAAGAAAAAUAAUAUUCAAUAUUGUGAAAACAAGAUUGUUCAGAAUAUUAUUCUCAUUUGGUUAGAUGCAAACAUUAGCAAAUCAAGAAAAGAUUUCCAGUAUACUUUUUCUCAACUAAAUAAGAUCUUCAAUUCAAUUACAUUAUUUACUGAUUUGGAAGCAUGUCGUCAAUUUAUUGCAACGAAAAGGGAUCAAUAUAUAUUUCUUAUUGUAUCUGGAACAUUUGGAGAAACAUUAGUACCACUUGUUCAUAAAUAUGUUCGACUCGAUUCCAUCUAUGUAUUUUGUGGCCAACCAGAAAAGCAUACAUGGACAAAACAAUUUGGAAAGAUAAAGCUUGUUGAUAAGAAUAUUGAACCUAUUUGUCAAGCAAUUGUAAGUGAUGCUGCGCAAUGUGAAGAAGAUUUAACUCCAACUAGUAUUCUGUCGGCGAACGAUUCUUCGAAUCAAGAUUUACAACAAGUUGAUUCAUCAUUCAUAUAUUCACUACUGAUAAAAGACAUUCUACUAGAAGUGACCUAUGAUGAACGAGCAAUAGGUGAACUUGCUGAGUUUUGUCGAAAUAAUUUUCAUGAGAAUUUAUCUGAAUUAAAAAUUAUUGAUGAAUUCCAAAAAGAUUAUCAUAAACAUUCACCUACCUGGUGGUAUACUCGUGAAUGUUUUACUUAUCGAAUGCUCAAUUGUAGUUUGAGAACUUUCAAUAUUAAUCUUAUUGCUCUGAUGAGUUUCUUUAUAAAAGAUAUUCAUCAACAAAUCAAAGAAAUACAUUCGAAAAAACAUAAGAAAAUGGGACCAUUUAUCGUUUAUCGAGGUCAAGGCAUGUUUAAUGACGAAUUUAUUAAAAUACGUAAUAAUAUUGGUGGUCUAUUUGCAUUCAAUAGUUUUCUUUCUACUAGUGACGACGUAAGUGUCGCGACGAGGUUUGCAAAAAAAUCUACAGAUCGAGCUGGUAAAACUGCUAUUCUCUUUGAAAUAGAAGUUGAUCCAACUGUAAUAUCAACUCCAUUUGCUUCGUUACAUAAUGCUGAUUGUUAUGAUGACGGAGAAAAAGAGACUCUUUUCUCGUUACCCACCGUUUUUCGAAUAGUUCAAGUCGGAGAGUACAAGGAUAAUAUAUGGAAAGUCAACUUGACAUCGGUUGGUGAUAAUGACUUACAAAUUACACGAUUAAUAAAACAUAUCAAACGACAAAUUGGUGAAGGAAAUGCUAUAGAACGAUUAGGUCGAUUAAUGAUUACAUUAGGCGAACUUGAAAAAGCUGAAGCAUUCUAUGAACUAUUACGUGAAUCAACUUCUGAAAAUGAUAAAAAAGAAUUUGCUUGGAUUCAUAAUCAAUUAGGAUAUAUUAAAUAUAAACAAGGAAAUUAUUCAGAUGCUGAACCAUUUUAUACAAAGGCAUGUGAAAUUCAAGAAAAAAUGCGUCCUUCUACUGAUCUUGAUCUAGCGGUUACUUAUAGUAAUAUGGGUUUGUUGUAUACAAGUUUAAAUGACACUUCUAAAGCAUUAUUGUAUCAUCAAAAAGCUCUUGAAAUACGAGAAAAAAAUCUCGAAGUUAACCAUCAGGAUCUAGCUACUACUUAUAACAAUAUUGGACUUGUAUAUGAUCGAAGAAAAGAAUUUUCAACUGCUUUAUCAUAUUAUGAAAAGACACUAAAAAUCUAUACACAAAUUCUUCCUGUAAACCAUCGUUGGUUAGCUAAAACUUACAAAAAUAUUGGUCUUGCUCAAAUAUCGAUGAAAGAACGUAUGACUGGACUCAAUAAUCUUUGCAAAGCAAUGGAAAUACGAAAAACAGCAUUUCCUUCUAAUCAUCCAUCAAUAGCUUCUAUAUGUGGUAUCAUUGGUAGAGUAUAUCGAGAAGUAGGAGACUACACUACUGCGCUCAAGUUCUAUGAAGAAGCAUUAGAUAUCGGAAAAAGAAGUUCACAUAUUGAUUAUACACGUUUGGCUAAAACUUAUUACAAUAUAUCGAAAAUAUUGAAUGAGCUCAAAGAAGAUGAAAAAGCUUUGAAGUAUGCUGAACUUGCUGUUCAAUCGGUUGACGAGGUGUCAAUGCCGAAUAGUUCCGAUGCAAUAAAGUUUAAGGAAAACUUGGAACAACUUCAAGCAAAAAAAUCAUGA
Molecule: messenger RNA, 2172 nt
Organism: Rotaria sp. Silwood1
Lineage: Eukaryota; Metazoa; Rotifera; Eurotatoria; Philodinida; Philodinidae
Source: the annotation of a GenBank genome assembly